Molecule: messenger RNA, 339 nt
Organism: Colletotrichum truncatum
Lineage: Eukaryota; Fungi; Ascomycota; Sordariomycetes; Glomerellales; Glomerellaceae
Source: RefSeq, a predicted model, not a curated record
AUGCAGCUCUCUAUCGCCAAGGUCGCCUCCGUCUUCUUUUUCCUCUCUGUCGCUUCGGCCGACUUGCACGAUAACUGUGCUUGCCACAACGGCGACAGCUACAACUGGCGCAUCACCACCAAGGCUUGCGAGCUCUACAGCUCCAAGAACUACGAGUGGGGUGUUGGCGUCUACGACGAGGCUUCCGGACGCUGCGUCAAGAAGGGUGACAACGACCAGCUUGCUGGUAAGGAGUGGGAGGCUGCGUGCCGCGAGGUCGCCACCUCCGGCUUCCAGUGUGCCGACGGCCAGGGCCUGUACUGCAAGGCCGCGCCUAAGGAUGUUCGCGGCCGCUGCUAA